Kockovaella imperatae is the source of this 654-nucleotide messenger RNA. RefSeq lists its product as hypothetical. Gene Ontology annotation, biological process: protein deubiquitination; ubiquitin-dependent protein catabolic process. The transcript has 4 exons. Gene Ontology annotation, molecular function: cysteine-type deubiquitinase activity. Gene Ontology annotation, cellular component: cytoplasm. Lineage: Eukaryota; Fungi; Basidiomycota; Tremellomycetes; Tremellales; Cuniculitremaceae. The record is from RefSeq and is a predicted model, not a curated record. The coding region runs from base 1 to 654 and encodes 217 amino acids.
AUGUCGCCCCCGAAUCACAAGUCACCUCGAGAAUGGCACCCACUGGAGGCCUCCCCAGAUGUGUUCACCAGAAUGGCUCGAUCCUGGGGCUUGCCUGAACGGUACUUCUUUGUCGAUAUCUUGGGUUUUGACGAUGAAUCAUUGGCCAUGGUUGAUCGGCCCGUCCACGCUGUGAUCUUUCUUAUCCCAGAUACAGAGGCGAUCGUCAAGAUGAGGUCAAACGAAGGACCUCAAAUGGACGUCUCGCCUGGAUCUGAGGUCGUGUGGAUACCUCAGGUGGACGUGGGUGACUGCGGGACGUUUGCCAUCGUUCAUGCUCUCGGAGUGACUGGUCUGGCCCCAGGUCUAGUCCCUUUCUUUGACAAGUGUCGAGUCGCAGCUCAUUGUGUGGCGGCCGAGCCCAGAGAGCGGACACAUCUGUUCGCGACGGAGGCCCUGAUCUACGACGCCCAUCAUUCUGCGAUCGACGCUGGCCAAUCUAUUGUAAGGGACUCUGACUGGGAUGAUUGCGACCACUUUCUAUCAUUUGUACAUGCAAAUCUGCAAGGGGAGACACGAGUGCUCGAGAUGGACGGCACCGAACUGAGGAGUGGGCCAUUGGACAGGGGCAAGUCACAAAAUGGAGAUCUUCUCGACGUAGGUUUCCGUCUCUGA